GCAGGUGGAGCCGCGCGCACAUCCGGGUUACUGGUGGGCUGCGCGCGCUCGGCGGCGGGAAGCGGAUCGCCCACUCCUGACGCCUGCCCAGCCACAUCCGGGUCCUUCUCCACUACUACUUCCGGGUCGCGGGGGAGACGGCAAGUUCCGCUUCCGGUGUGGCCGGUACCGGGAAAGUGCCGGUUCCGUUACCCAGGAUAUUGCUGGCAGUAAUACUGAACAUAUGCUUCAAGGAUGUCUCUCUCUCUCAUAAUAAAAUGGGGUGGACAGGAAUAUUCUAUAACCUCAUUAUCAGAAGAUGAUACAGUGUUAGAUCUUAAACAAUCUCUCAAAGGCCUUACAGGCGUGCUACCAGAGCGCCAAAAGCUGCUUGGACUUAAAAUGAAAGGCAAACCUGCAGACAAUGAUGUUAAGCUCGGAGCUCUCAAACUGAAACCAAAUACUAAAAUCAUGAUGAUGGGAACUCGUGAAGAGAGUUUGGAGGAUGUCCUUGGACCACCCCCUGACAAUGAUGAUGUAGUCAAUGACUUUGAUAUUGAAGAAGAAGUUGUUGAAGUAGAAAAUAGGGAAGAAAACCUACUAAAAAUUUCCCGCAGAGUCAAAGAGUACAAAGUGGAAAUUCUGAAUCCUCCUAGGGAAGGGAAAAAGCUGUUGGUACUAGAUGUUGAUUACACACUGUUUGACCAUAGGUCAUGUGCAGAAACUGGGGUAGAGUUAAUGAGGCCAUACCUUCAUGAAUUCCUGACGUCUGCAUAUGAAGAUUAUGAUAUUGUAAUUUGGUCUGCUACUAAUAUGAAGUGGAUUGAAGCUAAAAUGAAAGAGCUGGGAGUGAGUACAAAUGCAAACUACAAGAUAACCUUCAUGUUGGACAGUGCUGCCAUGAUAACGGUGCACACUCCAAGGAGAGGACUAAUAGAUGUGAAACCUCUUGGUGUUAUAUGGGGCAAAUUUUCGGAGUUUUACAACAAGAAAAAUACUAUCAUGUUUGAUGAUAUUGGACGAAACUUUCUAAUGAACCCACAAAAUGGACUAAAGAUAAGACCCUUUAUGAAAGCACAUUUAAAUCGGGAUAAAGACAAGGAGCUUUUAAAGCUUACUCAGUACCUCAAAGAAAUAGCAAAAUUAGAUGACUUUUUGGAACUGAAUCACAAACACUGGGAAAGGUACCUUUCAAAGAAGCAAGGACAAUAGCUUUAAUAAACUCUUGUGGCACUGAACUAAAGGAAACAUAAUUUGAGAUCUUUGGACUUUUCCUUGCUUUUCUGCUAGAACACAAUAGUGCUGGACACUGACUCAAACACCAGAAUGACUGCUUAUACUUGGUCUUCCAGUUGGUUUGUUCUAAUUUUUUUUUUUUAAGAUCACAGCAAUAAGCUCAAAGAGAGAAAUAAGUUACUUUUUCUUGCAUUCAUUUCCGGUGUUAUUUAAAAUACUUUCUCUUUCAUUGCUGCCAUAAUACCCCCAUAACCAUUAAAGAGCAACACCAUUCUGAAACUGGAAAAACAAUUGUUUAGACCAAAAAGGUUGAGUAAGGAGCUAGUCUUGGCAUUCUCUGAAUUCUAUCAGUCCUCUUUCCCCUCUGUCUUAGAAACAGUCUCCCUCUCCCAUUCCACUAUUUAAGACUAUAAAAUACAAGCUGUCUAAUUUUGGUAUAUAUUAGUAUGUCAGUGUUUCUUUGUGCAAGACAGUUCAAGAUUGGAAAGCACCACCUCUAAGGCAAAUAUAUACCUGUGUGCAAACUUUUAUACUAUAAAGCAGUGGAUUACUGGAAUACAAAAGACAAAAUUACAGAGGGAGAGAAAUCCAACCUUGUUUAAGUGAAAAGCAGUCUGCCUGAAGAAAAAUUCUCCUAACCCGAUAAAGGGUGUAAACCUCAAAUGAGAGAGUCACAUUCCUACUAAAGCAUGAACAAAACCCUUGUUCUGUUCUAGUUAACCUUGUCAAAGUGCAAACACUGUGUUUCAAUUAUAAUAUUCAGCCAUACUGUUUUUAAAGUAUAAUUUACUUGCGCUGCUUGAGCCUGCACUAUAGAAGUGAUGUGACUGCUGUUUUGCAUUACUGACAGUCCUGCAUUAUGCAGUUCUUGUAUUUGAAAGAAGACUGACCCUUUCAAAUAAAGAUGGUAUAUAUUGUUCUUAAGGAACUAUAGCAGUUGUGUAAAUAAAAUACCUUUUUCUUAAA
Molecule: messenger RNA, 2181 nt
Organism: Chelonia mydas (Green sea turtle)
Lineage: Eukaryota; Metazoa; Chordata; Testudines; Cheloniidae
Gene: UBLCP1
Product: ubiquitin like domain containing CTD phosphatase 1
Exons: 11
Coding region: 235-1191 (318 amino acids)
Biological process (GO): protein dephosphorylation
Cellular component (GO): nucleus
Molecular function (GO): protein binding; protein serine/threonine phosphatase activity
Source: RefSeq, a predicted model, not a curated record